Messenger RNA from Ylistrum balloti, 906 nucleotides. RefSeq lists its product as uncharacterized. The transcript has a single exon. The coding region runs from base 1 to 906 and encodes 301 amino acids. The record is from RefSeq and is a predicted model, not a curated record. NCBI's taxonomy places the organism in Eukaryota, Metazoa, Mollusca, Bivalvia, Pectinida, Pectinidae.
AUGAUUCUUUUUUUACUUCGUCCUCGGCAUAUAGAAUUAAACUUUCUUACGGUACAGAGACAAAAUUAUCAUCUAUAUAUCGAGACACCCCCUCCAUAUCCCACCUUCCACCAGCGACACCCCCUCCACAUCCCACCUUCCACCAGCGACACCCCCUCCAUAUCCCACCUUCCACCAGCGACACCCCCUCCACUUUCCAGUAGCGACACCCCUCCACAUCUCAUCUUUCACCAGCGACACCCCCUCCAUAUCCCACCUUCCACCAGCGACACCCUCUCCACAUCCCAUCAGCGACACCCCCUCCAUAUCCCACCUUCCACCAGCGACACCCCCUCCAUAUCCCACUUCCAGCAGCGACACCCCUCCACAUCUCAUCUUUCACCAGCGACACCCCCUCCAUAUCCCACCUUCCACCAGCGACACCCCCUCCAUAUCCCACUUCCAGCAGCGACACCCCUCCACAUCUCAUCUUUCACCAGCGACACCACCUCCCCAUCCCAUCUUUCACCAGCGACACCACCUCCACAUCGCACCUUCCAGUGGCGACACCCCUCCACAUCCAGACUUCCACCAGCAACAACCCCUCCACCUUCCGGAGCGACACCCCCUCCAUAUUCCACCUUCCAGCAACGACACCCCUCCACAUCUCAUCUUUCACCAGCGACACCACCUCCACAUCCCAUCUUUCACCAGCGACACCACCUCCACAUCGCACCUUCCAGUGGCGACACCCCUCCACAUCCAGCCUUCCACCAGCGACAACCCCUCCACCCUCCAUCAGCGAUACACUCUCCACCUCCCAUCAACGACACCCUUCCACCUCCCACCAGCGACACCCCCUCCACAUCCCACCAGCGACACCCCCUCAACAUCCCACCAGCGACAGCCCCUUCCAACUUCCAGUAG